AGUUCCAUGAUGGCAAGAAAUUUACGUAGUUUUAGUUCCAAAGGUUUAACAUUUCAAAAGACCAAUUGUCUAUAAUAUACCGAUCUCAUCUGAAAACAUUCAGUGAAAAACUUAUGUGGAGAUAAAGAUUGGGUGAAGACGUGAAGAAAGUGGAGGAUGCUGAGGAUGCUCAAGGAAUUUGUUUAUGGUUAGUGGUAACCUUUGGAUUGAGAAACUUUUAUCACAAUGGGAACCUUGUACCGCAGUGGGGCUUUUAGAAGAUCCAACGAUAGAGCCAGACUUGUUAUAACGACAAUGAUGGGAAUGGUUCUUGGAUAUUUUAUUGGCAUUUCAUCUCCAUAUGUUUCUUUAACAAAGAUUACGUUACCUUCAAAUCUUAUAUCUUCUCUUGAUGUAGCCUUUGGUGAUGACCAUCGUAGACCUUCUAUUGAACGCUUUUUUCCAGAGAAUCUUGUAACUCCACGGAUAUAUGUUCCGACAAAUCCUCGUGGUGCAGAGACAUUACCACCAAGGAUUGUGGUCCCUGAAUCAGAUUUUUACUUGAGAAGGUUGUGGGGUGAACCAAGUCAGGAUCUGAGAAAGAAACCAAAGUACUUGGUGACAUUUACUGUUGGUUGGAACCAAAAGGACAACAUUGAUGCAGCUGUUAAAAAGUUUUCAGAAGAUUUUCAAAUUUUGCUUUUUCAUUAUGACGGUCGAACGAGUGAGUGGGAUGAGUUUGAGUGGUCCAAGAGGGCAGUUCACAUCAGUGUUAGGAAGCAGACUAAAUGGUGGUAUGCAAAGAGAUUUCUACAUCCUGAUGUAGUAGCUGCCUAUGAUUACGUAUUUAUAUGGGAUGAAGAUCUUGGAGUUGAGAACUUCAAUGGAGAGAAGUAUAUCAGACUAAUUAAACGACAUGGUCUUGAGAUUUCUCAGCCUGGUCUUGAACCAAAUAGUGGACUGACUUGGCAGAUGACUAAGAGGAGGGAUGAUAGAGAAGUUCACAAGAAUACUGAUGAGAGACCAGGCUGGUGCAGUAAUCCACGCUUGCCUCCUUGUGCAGCCUUUGUCGAAAUAAUGGCUCCUGUGUUCUCUCGAGAAGCAUGGCGAUGUGUUUGGCAUAUGAUUCAGAAUGAUUUGGUGCACGGAUGGGGAUUGGAUUUCGCAUUGAGAAGAUGUGUAGAGCCUGCUCAUGAAAAAAUUGGCGUUGUUGACUCGCAGUGGAUUGAACAUCAAUUUGUUCCUUCUCUUGGGAAUCAGGGUGAGACUGAGAAUGGGAAAGCUCCUUGGGAAGGGGUAAGAGAGAGGUGUACAAAUGAGUGGGCUAUGUUCCAAGAUCGUUUAGCCAAUGCUGAUGAAUCUUAUUUUGUCCAGCAUGGAAAGAGUAGAGUAUAACACUCCUCCAACUGCUUGAAUGUUACUUUUCCCCUUUUUUCAUGCUUUUUUUGGAAUUGGAUGUCUAAUUCUUUUUACCACAUUUUUUUACUUAAUUAAGUUCUUUUUUUCUAGUUCUAGUAGAGUAGCCAUAUGAUCUGCAACUAGUGAAUACUAAACAUUCAGAUAUUAGAGGCGUCUAUUGUACAUAGAUGAUAGUAUUUAAGAUUUUGUCAAAGAUUUGCACUUUGCUAUCCAUUUCAACUA
Lycium barbarum (goji berry) is the source of this 1620-nucleotide messenger RNA. RefSeq lists its product as uncharacterized. NCBI's taxonomy places the organism in Eukaryota, Viridiplantae, Streptophyta, Magnoliopsida, Solanales, Solanaceae. The transcript has 15 exons. The coding region runs from base 226 to 1374 and encodes 382 amino acids. The record is from RefSeq and is a predicted model, not a curated record.